AUGUCGAUGUACCGAGAAUUGAAAGAGCCUAAAGAACCAAUUCAGGCAUCAAGGACCUCAUUGACAAGUUACACUGGAGAUAAGCUUAAUCUUGUUGGCAAAUGCACGUUGAAAUGUAUGAACAAGCUGCUGAAUUUUUUCGUGAGCGAAACAGAUCAGUAUCCUUUUCUGGGUUUUCAAGCGUCGCAAGAACUCGACAUAAUCAAGGUUGUGAUAAGCACUAAUAAAGAGGGAGAUCUUAAGGAGAAAUACUCAGUUGUAUUCAAAGGCGUGGGGUGCCUGAAGGAACCAUAUCACAUUGAAUUGGAACCUGAGGUAUCACCUGUAAUAAGUGCAGCGAGAAAAGUUCCUGUAGAAAUAAAAGGUCGUUUAAAGCUUGAGUUAGAAGAAAUGGAGAAGCAAGGAGUUAUUCGUAAAGUGGACAGACCGACUGACUGGGUCAACUCAAUUGCAAUAGUGCAGAAACCAGGUACGGGGAGACUACGAAUAUGCCUAGACCCGAAGCAUCUAAAUGAAGCGAUCAGACGGGAACAUUUCCAAUUACCAACGGUAGAAGAAAUAGCGUCUCGGGUAUCUGGUGCGAAAGUGUUCUCCAAGUGUUCUCUCACUGGCAGAUACCAUUGGAUGAGCCAAAUCAACUUAUAACGAUGUUCAGCACACCAUUUGGCAGAUAUUGUUUCACGGGAAUGCCUUUCGGCAUUAAAUCUGCGCAGGAAGUUUUCCAGAAGAGAAUUUCGCAGCAUCUUGAUGACUUCGAAGCCAUAGCCACUGAGAUUGAUGACAUACUCAUUUGGGGAUCUGAUGAACAGGAGCACGACGCACGGUUAGAAGCCAGCGUACAACAAUGUGAAGAAAUAAACCUCACAUUAAAUGUAGACAAGUGCAAGUUCAAUGUGAACGAAGUAUCGCAUUGUGGUCAUAACUUCAUGAAAGACUGUGUGAAACCUGAUGAGUCGAAGAUUAAAGCAAUUCAAGAUAUGCCAACACCUUCGUCGAAGAAGAAGAUUGAAAGAUUACUUGGAACUGCAAAUUAUUCGGCAAAAUUUGUACCUAACCUACCAACGAUCACAGCGCCAAUCAGAGAACUGCUGAAGAAAGAUAUCGAGUUCUAUUGGUCGCACAAGCAGACAAAAGCUUUUGAUGAGGUUAAAGAAAUUCUUACCCAGCAACCAGUUCUAAAGUUUAUUGAUCCAACUAAACCGGUUAUAGUGCGUUGUGCUGCCUCGCAGAAUGGACUUGGUGCAGUUCUGAUCCAGGAAGAACAACCAAUUGCCUAUGCGUCUCGUUCUACGACUGAAGCAGGAACUAGACACGCACAGAUUGAGAAAGAACUACUCUCUGUUUUGUUUGCUCUUGAAAGAUUCAUGAUCAAUGCGUACACCUAUGGCGUGAAAGUCCGUGUAGAGAAUGACCAUAAGCCACUUGAGAUCAUUUUAAAGAAAUCCUUACAUGAUGCUCCUCUCGGAUUGCAAAUGAUGUUGUUAAGAUUACAGAAAUAUGACUUCACCUACAAGCAUAAGCCGGGCGAGGAUCUUGUGGUAGCGGACACUCUAUCACGGGCACCACUUCCCACUACAGAUUCAGAGUUAGAGAAAGAAAUAUCUUGCUAUGUUUAA
This is a messenger RNA of Paramuricea clavata, 1616 nucleotides long. The record is from the annotation of a GenBank genome assembly. Lineage: Eukaryota; Metazoa; Cnidaria; Anthozoa; Malacalcyonacea; Plexauridae.